This is a messenger RNA of Ixodes scapularis (black-legged tick), 1149 nucleotides long. RefSeq names its product chymotrypsinogen B-like. Gene Ontology annotation, biological process: proteolysis. The record is from RefSeq and is a predicted model, not a curated record. Lineage: Eukaryota; Metazoa; Arthropoda; Arachnida; Ixodida; Ixodidae. Gene Ontology annotation, molecular function: serine-type endopeptidase activity. The transcript is spliced from 6 exons. Bases 1 to 1149 code for a protein of 382 amino acids.
AUGAGUUCAUCUUACUAUGCUUUCGUGGCUAUCUUCUCGACAUUGUUCAGAAUUUCAAUCACGGGGCCAACAAACGAUGGUACCCUGGAAAUCGACUGUGGACGGCGUCAGCAAGAAGAUAUUGUGUCAGAACGAAUCGUUAAUGGUACCACGGCACGUCCUGACCACUGGCCGUGGAUGGUGGGGUUGUAUGAUGCUAAUGACACAUUAUAUUGUGGUGGCGUUUUAAUAAGCCGCCAGCAUGUGUUGACCGCUGCUCAUUGUUAUAAAGACAAGAACACUACGGGCUUCCUUUCAGUUCGUCUGGGAAGUACGAACCGAACGAAUUUCUCUGUAGAUUGUCACCAAAACACAUUAAAAAGUCAGAAUCUAGAACUAAGUGACACCGCAGUCAGGCAUGAGGAGCCGGAAGACAAGGUCAUUUGCGUGGAGGUUGAUGAUGUCUGUAUCCCCGUUCAGGGCAACAACUGUACAAAUUUUAUGAUAGACCUCGCUCUAUUGAAAUUAAAAAGACCUGUCAAUUUUACAAAACACAUUCAGCCAAUCUGCCUUCCUACAAACUGCGAAGAGCCACCUUCAGAUGUUACCAUAUAUGGUGUGGGAUGGGGCAGAGACUAUGAGGACUAUACCUUUUCCGACGAGUCUUCUAAUGAAACAACUGAAUAUUCGGCUGAAUAUUCGGACUAUGCGGGAAGUUCAACAGAGGAAGAAUCGAGCGAAACCUCAGCGUGGGAAUCAGAGAGCGCUCCGGUUUUUACUUACCCAGAUAUGCUAAUGGAAAGAAAUAUAACCAUUAUUAGUAAUGAGGAAUGCGCAAGUCAGCUUGCAAGAGGUGUUCCAAAUUACACCCUUUGCUCGGCUGGUGGAAUUUGUUAUGGAGACAGCGGGGGACCUUUAAUGUACAAGAAAGAAGGAAGGUGGUUUCUCGUUGCAAUCAAUUCCGCUCGACGGGAGAGUUGCUAUCAUCCUGUUGAGCCCACCAUACAUGUUAGGGUAUCACACUUCGUCGACAGCUUUAUUUUGAAGAUGAUUAAGCACCAGGAGGGGUCUCAAGAAGAAGGGACAAAAGGCUUAUGCGCCAGGGAUGAGGACCGGAAAAAAUGUGUACAGCAGUUUUUUAGCUCCUACAACCGAUCAAUAAAUGAAUAA